GGGAACAUUAACGAUUUUUUUUAUAUUGGGUACAUUCUAUUUAACGUUUACGAGAAAUGGAUAUGUCAAUUGUCAAUUUAAAAACGUUAUUUUAAAUUUUAAAACUUGAUUCCUUGGUUUGUUUACAGUAAAAACUUGAAAACAGCAAGAUGAGUGAUUUUGAUUUAAUCCAAGCGGGUUUCAAUAACGCUGAUGAAACAAUUAAUUUUGGAACAAGAAGUAUUGGAUGUGCAACUGCAAGUUUGUUUGAAAUUUGCACUUUAGGUUUGUUUAAAUCAGAAGAUGAAUCUUUUACAGGGGUUACAGAUAUAAACAUAAAUGCUGUUAUAAAAAAUGGUUAUUUAUUUUUUGCAAUAGAUGAUAUUCUAAAAAUAUUUCAAGAUGUAGAAAUGUCGCAAUUAAUAUUUAAUGCAACCCUUCAAUUUUCAAUAAGAAGUAUAACAAUAUCUUCCAAUGGACAAUUCUUUCUCAUCUGUUUUGUAACUGGAGAUGUUGAAUUAUUCACAAUUGGUGAAGAGGGCAUCGAAACAAUACAUUCAGAAUCGGCCAGUGAAAAUUCACAUUCUCAAAAUGCACAUGUAGUAGCUUGUUCAAAAGAUGAUGAACUUGCGGCUUUUUUAAUAGUUUAUCAUAAUGGUAAUAUUUCAAGGAUCACAGUACAUUCAAACAACAGUGAAAAUAAAUUCAAUGUGGUAACAGAAUGUUUAUGCAAAUUAGAUUGCAGAAUAAGUUUGUCAGAUCUUGUUUAUCCUCAUCUAAUAACUGAUGGAUUCUUAACUUCCAAUUUCAAUUUAGAGACAAAGGAAGUCGCAACUCAGGAUUCUUACAACUUCAAAAAAAUGUAUUACUUAGGACAAAUGGUGCUGUGUCUCGAUUUUGAAGGAAAUUCAAUGCUAUUAUGUCCACUAACUUUGACUAUUUUCUUUAUCGAUUACGAUUUUCUGAUCGAAGAUAUGCUAGUGAUGAAAAAUGAAAAUCCAAAAAUACUAGUUGUGACCAAACCUAAUGAAAUUGGUGAUUUUUUUCUGCAAUUAUUAGAAUCAGAUUUUAGACAAAUAUUUUCUCUAAAAAUAAACUACCCAGUCGAAUUUGUCCAGAUGGAUUUCGCUAAAAAUGAUAUUGUCUUUAUAUCUAAAAUUACUACUGAAAACAAAAUAACUGAGCUGCGUAUUCAAACAGUAUAUGAAACAGAUCCGGAAUCCAGACUGAUGAGGCUUAUUAAAAGAAGAAGGUUCGAAGAAGCAGAACUGUUUGCUAAGACAUUCAAUGUAAAUCCAACUAUAAUUCUUAAAGCUAAAGCACAGUUGAUAGUCGAUAAAACCAAAUGUACCUCGGAAGAUAUAGAUGAUCUGAUAAAUCUGAUGAAUGAUAUAAACGAUUCAUGGUUUAAUCUACAGUGUUGUACAGAUGUUGAUUGUUCGAAUUUCCAAGAUGUCAGAAAAAUUUUAACGUACGGGUCUAAAAUAACGCCCACAUCCGAUGACGAAAACAAAGAAGAAUUGUUAGAAAUGAAAGGAACUAAAUUGGAUCUCUUGUAUAAAUUUGAUACUUUCAUGGCUUUAACUGGCGAAAGCAAUAUACAAUCAUGGACGAAUUUUUCAUUAUGUAACUUACUCCUUGAAGUUAAAGAAUAUCUAAAAAACUACCGGAUUCAAGACGCCAUCAUAGUGUACAGUAGAUUGGAUGACAAAGCUAAAUCCUCUUUGAAUGAAGAACACGUACGGGAUAUCUUAGAAAUAUUUAAUAAUUUACCUUGGGAUUUAGUACAACCGUUUUUGCCAACGUUCAUUCCCAUUACUAUGACAUACCUCCCGUCUGCUCUGUUUCUUUUUGUCAAUUGGCUGCUAGAUAAAAUAUACCACAUGGAAAAACGAGAUUCUGUCAAUUUUCCCGAAAACAGCAUAGUAAUGGUAGAAGAUAUAAUGAAAAUGAUAAAUGUACCAAAAAAGAAUUGUAUUUCAUUCCAACGACACUGUAUAGCGAAUAGAGGCUUUGAAGAUCUUUCUGGUAUUAUUGAAGGUUUGAAAAUUCUACGAACAUUAAAGAACAAAUUUGGAAUCUGUGUCAAGUUGAACGAAUAUUUAGAGGGUCCGAAUGCUCUUACAAGUACUCUAGUACAGUUGUCGAUGCCUCCAGAUCAAUAUGAGAAUUUUUUGAAAAACUUUUUGUAUACUUUCAUGUUACAAAAUAAUAUAGAUCCAGACACUGUAUUCGUAAAAGAGAUUAAUACCCUCAUAGAAUUUGGGGAGAGUUGGAUAACAGCCAUUGAAGUUAUCCUAAAACAUGUGAGUUGCAUAGAAAUGAGACUUCUAACUGUGAAAAAUAUUCUGGAAAAAACGCCAGUUCCAUGGUGCGAUGUUACAAGAAGAAUUACACAAAACGUUUUACAAUUGAAACAUCCAUUGGUUAUUGAAAUAGCAGAAACAUUUAAUAACGAAUCUCGUUUAAUAGUUUUGAGGAAUAAUCGAUAUGGGAUAAGGAAGACGCAGCUUGCAAACGAGUUCGGAAAUGUUAUUCAUCGAAUAAUUUAUGUCAACAAACAACAACGACAAAUGAUUGAAGAUAUCUAUCAAUUAUGUCAAUCCGACAAGGAACGAUGUCAAGCCAGUGUGAUUUUGUUACAACAUUUGAUAUCAAACGGUCAUUUAGAUGAAGCUGGUCUUGUUUUUCAUAAAUACAUACAGAAAGAAGCUUACGAAUGUGCUAAAACAUUGACUUAUUACGCCGAGGCUUUCAUUAAUGAAAAGGAUUUCAACUCAAAAACACAGGAAAAUUAUUACAAUAUGUUGCCAAAGCUGUACAAUAUAUUGAUAGAGUCUACUAAAAUGGAAUACGAAAAACAAAUGUUUCAAGAAGAUCACCGUUUAUUAAGAGGAGUUUAUUAUUUUAAAAAUGAGCUGCAGUGCCACUUCACUACACAUUCUUUUAAGUCGUCUGUUACUAAGAAAGAGAAGUACGAGGAGUUGAUUAAAAUGUUCGCCGAAAAAAUAAAUUCCGAAUCCUGCAAGUUUUCGGAUGUUCUUAAAUAUUCCGAGAAGGUAGCUUAUCAUUUAUCGAAGGAUAAAGACGAAGUUUUGGUUAAAUUUUGUGAACAAAUUAAAAAUUUCGAAUUCAUUUUGAAAGCAGGAGAACAUCUAUACGAUACUAAUGCCGAUAGUAAAAAUCUUUGCCUCAUAUCUGGAUUGUUUAUUCAAUUUUUAGGAUAUAAUGGCAUUAGUGCAUUUGAACCUUCUUUAUUAGAAAACACAUGCAAUCAAACUUUGGCAACGUUCGAUAAUUUAAAAUACGAAGAUGAUUCUUAUAAAAAUGAUAUUUUCAUAAAUGGCUUGAUAUUGGCCGAAAAAAUCUUAACCAAAGCUCGUAUGACAGCCACUUAUUCAGAUAUACUAAUGGUUGACGAAUUGAGUCGCUGGAUAAACUGUUGCUACUACCUUACCAGACAAGAUAGUACGUUAUACGAUGAAUUGUAUAAAAAUAUAUAUUGUCCAAAAGCAAACAUUCCAAGUAAUACUGUAUUGGAUACUGUGCGAAACUGUUUUGAGGCAUUUGUUCUCACGUUGGAGAAAAGAAAGUUUGCUGAAUCUGAUUACUUCACGUAUUUUUCAAAGCCCUCAGAAGCUCAAAUGGCACAACUAGUACUAGAAAUCAACAGCCUUCCAUCUACAAUGGACAUAUUCUGUAGAGAAGGACAAUAUCUUACAGCAUUCUUUUUAUUAAGAACCUUAUCAAAUUCUUUAUAUCUACAUCCUAUUAAAGAUCAAAGUAUUCUGAAACCAUUACAUUCUUUAAUGUCUACCAAAAUUCCUGCACAAAUAAUAUAUGCGGUUGUAUCCGCCAAAUACAUCGAUUUGGAUCUCUUAUAUAAUUUACUAUUAUCUGCAAGAAAAGAGGCAACAAAGUACCUCUGUCAUUAUCUCCAAACCUACAAAAGGAAUUGUAAAAAGUUCCACGAUUUGUCUCUAGUUGGUAUACGAUUGUCGAAUUUUUACAAGGAUCCUAAAGGAAGGGACGUUAUGGUGAAUUCCGUUAAAACAUGUAAAUGGUGGCGAGCUCUAACGCCGUAUCAUUCUAAAAUGAUAUAUGAUGAAUUUUUCAAAUCAGAUGCUGAUGCUAGAUUAAAAUAUCUGAUAAAUCUGGAACUUCUUGGUACUAAAGAGAUAAGAAAUUAUUGUGAGGACUUCAAAUUGAAUGUUAACCAAUAUUUUAAGGAGUUUUUAAGAAGUUCAUUGAUCAAUUGGAAACCCGAUUACGAAAUACAAAUUAGUAAUGGUAAGAGACAACUCAUAAUUAAAAACGAUCCUGAAUUGUUACAUUCGACAUGUGAAGAUAUUAUCAAAGAAAUUGAAGAAAAAGAAAAAGCUGGAAUAUUUGUGUCAAUGGAAAAAAUGAUAAAAGAGAUAAAUUUUUACCAUUAUGAAGUUUUUCUUACUAUUUAUAAAAUGAUAGAACAAUACCAGAAGGUUUCGAAUGAUAAAUUCAUUGAAAUGCUCUUGUUUUUAAAAAAAUACACUCGAUUUGAAGCACCCAGUCAAAGAGAAAAGGAAGAAUGGUACAUCACAUUUCCUGACACCCAAAUUUUAGAUCCUCUCUCCGAAUUUCGAUUACCAUUUACCACCAUUUUGUUUACAAUGGACAUUUGGAGUAUAUUGAGACCAGAAAUAAGUUUGAAGUCUUAUGAAAUUUGGUUCCAAGCGACAACGAUACUGAGAAAGAAUCUGAAAAAUGAUGAUAUUUGUGUUUAUGCUGUAAAACAAGUGGUCUCCAGUGGAAUUCUUGGAAACAACCCCUCGAAUAAUUGGACUCUUUAUUCCAAAUUUGAAGAUUUAUUUCAUGAAGUUGAUAAAUGCAUCCAACACAUAUCAGAUUUAGAAAGAGCCACAUCUGCUGCUUAUCAUUUAAUGAACUAUACACCAGAUGGUGCCGAUAAAGUGUUAGCUGCUAAAUUGAGUUUUAAAUACGCCUCUAUCUAUAGAAAUAACCAUUUAAAUGAUCCCGAAGUAGAGCGAGCUUAUCUCAAAGUUAAAAAUAAAUUUUAUGGUUUAUCAGUAUGUAGCAUUUUGCACAGAUAUAAUUUGGCAAAGGAAACAUAUCUCAAACUAGUUACGCAACCUCAGUGUCUUAUUGAAAGCCUUUACAUGGAUGAAAGCAUUCCGAAAUAUGCAGGAACUUUUUGUUUGGCAUAUUCAGAUAUUAAUAAUGCAGUUGACGCUUUAGCAGAGCUAUUUAAUUUGGAUAUAGAAGAAAUUCGUUUGGAUAUACUGAAUCGUUGGUUAAGUAGUUCCUAUAUGGAAUCCGACAUGGAUACCACUUUAUAUUUUACACCUAUUGUGUCAAAUAAUGCAAACAAUAACAUUGAGGAAGAUAAUUUGAAAAGAGCUGUAUAUCUAUGUUCCAGUGGAGAUCAGCAAACUUGGCGAACUUAUCUUUUAAGAGUGGGAUUAAAUGAAGUCGAAGACGAACAUAAAAACGUCGCGUUUAAAGCUAGAGCUUUGAAAUGUUUUUGCGCCCUUACAGACGAGAUUACUAUAACGGAAUUAACUAAAUUGCCAUAUAAUGAAUUUUUGAACUACAUAGAUAAACUAACAUUGUUGAGCGAAUUGGAAACUUUGAGCAUUUUCUUGAAUAUAGAAACUUUGCAACAAUAUAACAAAAGAGAAUUGUUGAAAAAGUUAUCCGUUAUGGGUAAACCGCUCGCAAUAAAAUGCAUGGGAGAUAUCUGUAUUACAUAUUUUCUACAAGAAGACAAAUAUUGGGAAUAUAUUGUCAAUAGUUCUAUCAAAUUAGAAAUGAUUGAAGAACUUAAAAUCUAUGUUGAGUUCCUUAAAGAUAAAUGUGAUAAAUAUUAUUACAUCAGAGCUUGGCAGGCUUUGGUGGAUAAAUCCUUCCAACAAAUUCCAAAUGAUGAUCAAUUAGAACAAACUUUGAUUAAUAACUUUCUAAUGAUACAGGUUAACACAUCACAAAUGGACUAUAUCAAAGAAGAAUCAAUGGGAAGAUAACCCAAAACCAUAUUGUAGAGAGCGGUGAUGUAUAAAUAUCUUUGUAAACACUCAGACAAAAUAUAACAGAAGCGAUAGAGACAAGACCCAACGAAAAGAGAAACACUAUACCACAGUUCACCAAGAAAGUUAAUGAAUUGGCAAAGGGAAGAAGGGAACACACAUAAAAUACAUUUAUAAUAGAAAGCUCGACGAGAAUGAAAAGUACAAAACUGUCAAAAAUUGAACAAACAACUACAUAAAGAAGGAACACUGGGAAACAUUCUCAUCAGAUUUGAAGAUGUUCUUACAUGGUGGCCAGAAGAAGGUGUAAUAUAUGCUAUGUAACAGAAACAAAACAAGUUACUGAGGACGUAGAAGUAAAUGACAUUACAGUAGAAGAAUACAUUAGGUACUUUGAAAGUGAUGACAAUACAGGGAUAGGGAUCUCAGUGAAUGAUAAUCAUAAUAAAAUAGAUAUAGAGAAGUUGAAGCAAUAAUAACAAAAUUGGAAAAUUGAGAAGCAACUCGUACUGAUAAUAUAAAUAAUGAGUUAAUCAAGUAUAGAGGAGAGGAACUGAAAAAGGACCUCGUCACCUUUUUUGCAGGUUAUAAUAUCCGGUGUCUACAGUACCAACUUAAAUAUAUCCAUACCUAUACAUAAAAUAGAAGCAAAAAGAGAUUUCAACAAUUUCAAAAAUAUAACUUUUUAAAGUGUUCAGCACAUCCAUGUUAACAUGUUUUGUUAACUUCACUAAAGUCUCAGAAAAAGUACAAUUGAGGGUCAUAUUAAAGAUUGUAGAAAAGAACAAUAUAGAACAUUAUCAUAAAAAUAUUAUCAAAGAGCUGAACAACGGAACUAUAAGAAGGAUUAAAUCUAGAAUGGGAAUGUUUAAAAAAUUACAGAUUAUGACCAGGAUAAUUAAGUUGGAAUUUCUGGAACCUUUGGCGAUAUUCAUACUGAAUAUACUGUUUACACCAACACUAACAAUUACACUGUCUGUGUGUUUACCUUCAGUCUCUGAAGACGAUAACUUGGUUAUCGAAACGCGCGCCAGACAGUGUAAUUGUUAGUGUUGUUGUGGUGGUGGUAUAAACAGUAUAUUCAGUAUGACCAGGAUAAGACAGGCAUAUAGCUUUACGACUAUACUAUUUAAUUUUAUCAUAAUCAUAGAAAGCGUCAAUAAGGUCAUCGCAGGUUACAGAAUCUGAGAUCGAUCGUUAAAAGUGUUUUAUAGAUGAUAGUACUAGUGACAGAGAAUGAAGAUGACUUACUUCACAGAAUGAAGGCGAUGAUGAAUAAAUAUAAUAUGAUCAUUUUUAUUAAGAAGGCUCAAUUAAUGGUCAUAGCCAAAGACCCGAUUAAAUAUAAACUAGCUGUCGAGAAAAA
Molecule: messenger RNA, 7368 nt
Organism: Diorhabda carinulata
Lineage: Eukaryota; Metazoa; Arthropoda; Insecta; Coleoptera; Chrysomelidae
Exons: 29
Coding region: 150-5999 (1949 amino acids)
Biological process (GO): mitotic spindle assembly checkpoint signaling; protein localization to kinetochore involved in kinetochore assembly; mitotic sister chromatid segregation
Cellular component (GO): RZZ complex; kinetochore microtubule; cytoplasm
Molecular function (GO): small GTPase binding
Source: RefSeq, a predicted model, not a curated record